CUCAACAAAGCAAAGGGCGUCGUUUUUCGUCAUCCAUGGAGACGCACGGUUAGAAAUGGUUUGGUGGGUGGUGACUAAGUACUAAAAUAAGGUAUGUUGUGUAGCAACGAUAAUAAGUUUGUUAUUUUGAUUUUAAUUUGAGAACAAAUAUUGAGAACAAAUACUUUCUACGGCACGUUAUAUUAACGCUUUUUUUGUGCGGGACAACUAGAUUCAUACACAUUACUGUUGCAGAUUCCGCAAACACUUUUCAGAAGUAUAGUGGAGUGUGACUUCACAGCAGGAUCCUGAGACUCUGAAGGGAAACUGGAGCAGCAAGUCGUGGAGACAGUGCAGCAACUCCAGCGUGAGACACACAGACCCGGUGGUGCAAAAUAGCUCCUGUUUCAGUCUUGAAACACAAAAGUCCCCCUAUUGGGAAAUAAAAUGGCCUUUGCUCCAAGGACCACAAAUGGAUCAAAGAUGCAGACAAAGAUGAGCACCUGGACACCCUUAAACCACCAGCAAUCCAAUGAUCAGGUUUUUGACGAAAGGAAGAAUCUGCUUGGCAAAUGGUUUGAUAAGUGGACAGACUCACAGCGGAAACAGAUCCUGCUAGAUCUCUUUGGAAGGUGCUCAACAGCUCAACUGCGCUUUGUAUGCAGGAAUCUCCAGAAUCGAGUCCCAGAAGUGGCUCUAGAUUUCACCACUGUACUGCCCAGAGUGCUGGCACUCUAUAUAUUCUCCUUUCUUGACCCCCGCAGCCUCUGCAGGUGUGCUCAGGUGAGCUGGCACUGGAGGUACCUGAUAGAAUUGGAUCAGCUGUGGAUGCCCAAGUGCCUGCGGUUUGGCUGGUGGAUAAACUUUUCACCUACUCCGUUCGAGCAGGGAGUCUGGAAGAGGCACUACAUUGAAAUGGUUCGGGAGCUGCAUGUCACCAGACCAAAGACUCCCCAAAAGACAGAGUUUAUUGUUCCAGAAGUCGAGCCAAUCCGAAAGGAUGUCUUGGACUUGACACUGAGUCACUCCUCUCUGUCCCAGUUGGUGCCCUUAUCCCGGAGGGGAACUUUUGGGAAAGCAUCUAGGAUGCCGGGGAAAGGGCUUCCACCCUGGAAGUCCUCCGACAAGCACCCGACUGACACCCUGCGUUUCAACUACCUUGACAACUUCGACCCCCUCGAACAGGCACACCAAGGACGAAACAAAGGAGAGGGGAUUAAUCCCGAUCUCAGCAAAAUGGAACAUGAAAGGAAGAAGCCACCCUCCACCAUAACCUACAAACUACGCAAAGCAAAGUCACUUAUGUUACUGAAUUCUAGUCAGCAAAUGCCAAGCCGUCCCACAUGGGCAACAAAUGAAUCCACAGAAUACCCUAUAACCAAGGCAACUGUAAAGACUCUUGCACAGACCACUGAGUGGAAUGCUGGAAUACGACCAGGGCCUGUUCGACCUCCAGUCCUCAAGAUGAGCAAGAAGGAAAAGAAGGCCUCACAGCACCCACAGAGAAGUUCUCCCUGGAUCUUGGCCUGUCUCUCCGUAAUUGACGCUGCGUGCGAUAUAUCUUAUACACAGCACCGCUGUUUGAGAGCCAGCCAUGGCAAGUACUUCCAUCGGAACAUGGAUCAGAUCAAGAAUAACAACCAGGCACUUAGAAGAGUUUGCCCUCCUGGUAGGCUUGAGGACUAUAAUGAAAAUGCCAAUAAUAAUAAUAAUAAUCGGUAUGCAUACAGGUGGCAUUUAUACAGAGGUACACAGUAUUUACAUCUUCCUUUUCAUUUCUGACAUUCAUCAGGUAGACAAUAUUUCUUAGUGUGGUAAACCGCUUGUAUUGAGAAUUAUUUUAUUAUAUAGUACAUAGGGCCUACGUAUACAUAUUUUUGAUAUCAAAGUAUCAAAAAAAAAAAAUAGUCUGUCUUUUGGAACCACUGUAUAUUCUGUAAAACACACAGUAGCAAGUGGAGACUUAUCCCUCCGGACUAGAGUACCCCUGAUUAGUAAACUAUACAGAACACUAUACAUUUAAAAAUGUGUUAAUUGAAUUGUUGACAAAUAUUCCAUCCCAGCAUAUAUUUAUGUUUACCAACCCCUAUGCAACCUUUGCACUAGUUGUUAAAAUAUACAAAAUAAUGUGCUUAUAUGUACAUUCUGUUAUUAAUGUUAUCAAAAGCUGUGUUGUUUCUUAAUAAUUGUUAAUAUAAAGCUUUUGCACUUCAACAAAACCUUAUUAAAUCUGGAAACAGACAACUUGUGUAAUGGGACAGGGGAAAAUGGAAAUAUAUCAAGUGUACUCUUAAUUUAGUACCAAUAAAGUAGCUAUGGAAUAUUUUUUUUAUUGCUAUUAGGACAUUAUGUUUGUGUUUCAGAUGUGAUGCUGAGCUCUGUUACGCUGUCUGAUGUGCCUGCAGGUCAUAUUUGAUUGUAUCUAUUUAAGAAGCAAUUGAAUCAACUGGAGGACAUUUGUCGAUAAAAAAUACUCUACACAAGAAUUUACAAUUGUAGCACAAAUAGAUUUAUACUUUUCAUUUGAGUAAGCAUAAAUACAGUCAAACCCUUUUCAUAUCAGUUCUAACAGUUAACUUUAUCAAGAGGAUAAGGUUACAGGAUAUAUUCCUUUUUUUUACUAAGUGUCACUCUACACAUAAUGCAAUAUAUGUAUUGACUGGAAAGAUUACAAUUCUGGACAUUAAUAUAUUUCCCCUUAGUACUACAUGUUAAAUACCGGUAUCUAAUGCGAUAGUUUAAUCUUCAUAGUGUUGUACUGCAUUCUUUUUCAAUUAUAAACAAUUUUACCUUACCUGAAAAA
Messenger RNA from Acipenser ruthenus (sterlet), 2782 nucleotides. It is a transcript of the gene fbxo16, whose product is annotated as F-box protein 16. NCBI's taxonomy places the organism in Eukaryota, Metazoa, Chordata, Actinopteri, Acipenseriformes, Acipenseridae. The transcript has 11 exons. The record is from RefSeq and is a predicted model, not a curated record. Gene Ontology annotation, molecular function: protein binding. The coding region runs from base 427 to 1761 and encodes 444 amino acids.